Molecule: messenger RNA, 2679 nt
Organism: Diplodia corticola
Lineage: Eukaryota; Fungi; Ascomycota; Dothideomycetes; Botryosphaeriales; Botryosphaeriaceae
Product: 5-methylcytosine g t mismatch-specific dna
Exons: 1
Coding region: 1-2679 (892 amino acids)
Cellular component (GO): nucleus
Molecular function (GO): DNA binding
Source: RefSeq, a predicted model, not a curated record
AUGAGCUCCAAGGAUCCCGACGCCCGUCGCCGCCGGAAGGACCGCGAUUCCGACCUCGACUCCUCGCGCUCCAGGGACAAGGACCGCCACGCCGUGCGGAAGCCCUCGCACAGGAAAAAGUCGCGCUCCAAGGACCGCCUGCGCGACGCCGCAGACCGAGACCGAGACCGCUCUCACCCCACCCGUUCACACACCCACCCCAAGAAGAUGUCGCUGGUCCCUGAGCUGGACCGUCGGCCCUCCGCCUCGCCUGCCUCCAGCAGCACUUAUCCCUCCUUCUCAAAGGCCCACAGCCGUGAGUCGCUAGAGCCACGCACCGACGACCCGAAGGCGGGGAAGCCGCUCUAUACCCCAGACCCUACCGACUUGGGUGGCUCGUCCAAAGACGGCCGCCGGUCUCCGAGGCCGACAGCUGCUGCUCGUGCUACUGCUGCUCCCCCGAGCCCGCCUUUGACUGCCGACGAACCUGACCUGAGGAGGAGGGGCAGCGGUAAUAGCAUAAGGAAAUCCGGGGGCAGCCAGCGGUCAGACAAGGAGAGCAGGAAGAGAAGCGAGAGCGGGCGGCGGAGUUCGAGCGGAAGGCGCAGUGCAGGUGGAGAUUCGCGCCGUGGCGCCGGUCCAAAGAUGGCGACGUCAAAAUCGAGUUUGCGCCAGGCCAUCCCGCUAGAUGAAGACUCUCAGGACUCUGACGGCUCAGGCUCAAAGCCACGCACCGCUCGCCAUCCAGCGCAUCCGCGGAAACCGCCCUCUGACACCUCGACGGCGAGAUCGCAGAGAACCGUCAGUGGAACUCACUCGACUACGGACUCCGAUGCUACCUCAAUCGCCCCGGAUCAAACCAGAGUACGACGAGACCCAAUCCCGAACUCCUCCCCGUCAGUCAUUGACUCAUCCCCUCGCACACCAACUGCCAUCCACCCCGCUUUUGCAAAUGUUCCAGCCGGCCAAAAGGGCACGCCGAUGGUACAAGUUUUCUCGGGACCGGACUCUCGCGCUCCGUCCGCAGAUCUCUGGGGCGGAGGCAUGAACGCUCCUCCACCGCCGCCGCCGCCGCCGCCGCCGCCGCCGCCUCCUAUGGUUAUGCCUGCCGAUGUUCCACGUGUAGACUAUCUGUUACAAAACGGAGGUCUCUCCCACACAAUCCCCAAAACACUUGUAGCAGCUAUAGAGCCCCCGCUAGGAUCCUUUCAGCCCCACUACGGCUCACCGGGAAGCCGGCCUCGGCCAGCCGAAUCAGUGCAACAUAUUUUUGCACCGUUCCAGAGAAUUCUGGAAGACUACAAUCUCGUCAUGUCGAAGAACGGCUCCGUGGCCGUUGCUACAGGAUAUCGCUCUGUGGCACGGCGAUUGCUAGACAGACUCGAAGCAGUCUUCUCUCGCGACAUUUCUUCGGAGGUCUGUCGUUGCGUGAUAUGCCGGCUGAAAUCAGAUGAGGUGGAGCCAACUGACGAAGAAACUGGCGUUAGCUGGGGAGAGAUCCUGGAAUUUGUCUCAGGCCGACGAGAACUGCCUCCUUGGCCCCCGUUCUCAAUUGACACAGAUGCCGGUGGUCUUGGAAUUGCUGGUUUCAACCAGGCAGCGCCAAUGCAAAAGCUCGACAUCGAUGUUCCUGAGGAAUACCGUGACCACUACAUCAAGCAGAGCAAGAAGACAAAGCAAGCCGUCCAAAACUGGCUGGCUACGCAGCCAGAAUUCCCGACCAGCCCCCCGCAAGAAGUUGAUGAUGAGACACUCACUUUUGCCAUGCUCACGCAUUUGGAAGCAGAGAAGCGCCCCGUUUUCACAGCUCUACUCAGGGGAAUGAGCACGAUUCCAGCCUCCCGGACGCCGACCCCGCUCAACGUGCCGAGACCUGACCUCCUGGCCAAGACUGCCGUUGCUCUGCAAAGGCUCUAUCGCCUAAGCAAGCCCCCACGCGACCCCGAAUGUGCAAUCUUCCUGCUCAAAUACCCGAUGCUCCACUCAGUCCUAGCUACACUAGCUGCAGUAAGCAGCGGGGAGUGGGAAAUCCUUAUCUCAGGUAGGUUCGACGGGUUUUUGUGGAGCGGUGCGGAAGGACCCAUUCCACCUGGUGCUUCUGCGGGGUCAACCAUCUCUCGUGGACCAACAGCCACGCCGUUGUCGCGAACCACGACCCCCUUCAGUAUGGGUGGCGGGCCGUCUCGUGGACCCACGCCUUUCCAGAAUAGCAACCCCGGAAUUGCGAGAUCAGCAUCAACGGCACCAGGUUCCUUUGGCGCGCCGGUUCAGAUGGAUGAAGAAGUGGAAAUUGCUACGCUUGCUGAGGUGGAGCGUGAGAUUUUCUUGGGGAUGGAAGCGCUCGAGGAUGCUUUUGAGGCACUUCACUGCAAGGCUGAGGGGGUUCGCAGAGCCCUCCGCGAACGUAGCGCUGGCCUUGCAAUGGCGGCGCAAGCGCGGCGCGGAUCCAUGGAUGGCGGUGUCGAGGUCCGACUUGGAACUCCAGCUUCGGGCAUCGGAGGCUGGGGAGGUGGCGGGUGGGACACGGAGACGGACGACGGCCUUGACGAGAGAUCGGAGCUGGCUCCUGACGAUUCGGCAAGCAACAUUAGCUACAACAGGCGCCGGCGGCCUGAGAGGAGGAAGCAGAGGAACACGCCGGCGCCGGUGGAAGAAGAGGACGAAAGCGAGUUGACGGAGGAGGCGCCGCGCAGACGAUGA